This is a messenger RNA of Nicotiana attenuata, 1871 nucleotides long. RefSeq lists its product as uncharacterized. The transcript has 5 exons. NCBI's taxonomy places the organism in Eukaryota, Viridiplantae, Streptophyta, Magnoliopsida, Solanales, Solanaceae. The record is from RefSeq and is a predicted model, not a curated record. The coding region runs from base 254 to 1660 and encodes 468 amino acids.
UCCUACAAUGAAUGAAAUUUUUAAUCAUUUGAUCCACCAUUUAAUAGGAGUAAGAUCAUUUCCAAUUACGAGUAUAUCUUAUCGGAGGUCGCCGGAGUAUUUCGGCCGGAGCUUUUAUGAAACCGGGAAGAAAGACAAUAGAAGUAUAGAAAUGAGAAGCACCCGACCCGACAAAAUCCCCUUUCUCAACAAACCCUAGAUAGUCAUUCGAAAUUCAAUUUAGGGAAUUUAGGGCUCAUUUCACGCUUGAAAAAUGGAUAUUGAUAUUUCCCGUUGGAUUCUCGAAUUCAUCCUCCGGCAACCGCUCGAUGACAGCAUACUCAACGCUCUAAUUCACACUCUUCCACUUCCAAACGAUAAUUUGAACCUCAAAAAAGCCCUAAUCCUCAGAAAACUCGAAUCCGAGAUUUCUAACAGUUCAGUUACUGAGAAAAUCCUCGAACUUCUCGAACUAUUCGAGGAACUAGAUCAUCAAGAAGGAAUUGAAACUUUAAAGGAAAUGAAAUCCGCGUAUUGUUCGGUGGCAGUAGAAUGCACGGUGAAAUUUUUGAAUGAAAAAGGGGCGGAAAGUGAUAAAGGAAAGUAUUUUGAAGCAGUAAAGAGGAUAUGGAAAAAGAGAAUUAAUUUAAUGGAAAAAAUAGAGAAUGUAGGUUUCGUAUGUGAAGAGUUAUGGGAUUGGAGGGAUGAAAUAGAAGCAGCGUUAUGGGAAGAUAAGUGUUGUGACAAUGUGAUAAGGAGAAGUAAAGGCAUAUUUCCUGUUGAGGCGGUUAAGGUUUUCGUUAGAGAAGCUAAAGAGAGAAUUGGGCCUCCUUUUCUUGAUGUUGUGGCGGAGACUUACAGGAGUGAUGAUACGGUGAGGGCAUUUUUUGGAGGGGUGAAUGAACAAGGGACUUGCUGGGAUAAUGUCAGAGAAGUGCGCAAAGGAAAUGCAUUGCCCAGGCAGAAGCAUGUUGCUUUCAGACGCCCCAGAGGAGCAUCAGCUGGGACAUGUGGAGGUGUUAGGAUCAGUGACUCUAUUGAGUUGGGACUUGAUGCAUCUGGUGGACAGGACGGCUUCCUGCCUACGCCUGAAAUCGAGAAAGCACAGGAAGCACUUAAAUUGAGUUCGAAGGAGCUGCGUGCUAUGGUGAAGGAUCCUCUACCUGAUGCACUACAGUUUGCUGAGACUCUGUCUUCUCUGGUGAGAGAUCAUAUGGGUCAUCAGCCUGCCGAAAAUAACAGUGACAGAGCCCCUCAUCCAGUGGUUGCCAGUAGCAGAAUGGAUCAAGCUAAUGGAGAGAAUUGUGAGGCACAGCGUAAUUGUCAUCCUAGUGCUGCAUCCAAGCCAGACCUAAUGAACCGAAAGAGUGCUGCCCAUACAUCUGAGCGAGACGAUUCAGCAGAUGUGUCAAAAGAAGGAUCACCAAGUGGGGUGAGGAGGUUUACAUUACCUAGCCCGAAGAGGACGAAAAUCUCUCCCUUGAAGAAAUAUGAAUUUAAAAACUUUACCACGAGGAGAAAGCCCACGAAAUGGAGUGCAUUGGAAGAAGACACCUUGAGAACUGGUGUACAGAAGUAUGGUUCCGGAAACUGGACGCACAUCUUAAAUACUUAUCGUGACAUAUUUGUAGUGAGGACUGCAGGUGACUUGAAGGACAAGUGGAGAAACAUGAUGUCGUAGAGAUUUAUUUUGAAGAAAUUUGCUAAUAUAUGUGCCUUUUUGUUUUGUUUAGCAGAGGUAUGGCCUUGUAUAUUUUAUCAUGUAAAUGUCAAGCUGUUCCUAUGUAUCUUGUUCGAUGCAUAACAUUUCAGAUGAAUAUUGUUGUAUAUCAUUCAUGGAAAGUGACAAAAAAAAGAAGCUAUCAAGGGUCUGCCCAAAUUUUGUUGCAGAA